AUGAACAUACAACAGGAGCCUGUAAGUGCAAAGUGUUUAAAAAAGGGAAGCAUGACUACUAUGCAAGUGACGGUGCAUGGACCAAAGAAACGGCGCAGAGAGGACAGCUCACAUAGACAGCUCACCUUGGAUAGGGGGGUGGACAUUACCGCGAGUGAGGAGGCCCCAAGCCAUCCCAAAAAACUGUCCCACUCCAUCGAGGAGAUCCUGAGGAAACCAAUCGAGGAGAUCCUGAGGACACCAACCGAGGAGAUCCUGAGAAAACCAACCAGAGUGGGAGAAGAGAGGCGAGAGGGGCUAGGUAACAGACAAAAUGAAGACAAAUCAAACCAGCAGGUAUAUACAGAAGGAACUGGUCAUAACAGGGUGCUGCCACAGCAUGGGCACAUCGUCACUGACUGGAAAGGUGACCACACUUCAUCUGACCAAAACACAAGAGUCACAAAACUACCUCCUAGAGAGUGUCACAUUGAACGCAUCUCCCCAGACCACAGUGGGGACUCCAGCAUCCACAGUAAGGAUAGUGGUCUUCAGGAGAGAGCAGGGCGAGAGGAGGGCCAGGACCAAGGAAGAGUCCAGUGGGAGAGGAACAGCUGCCACCCUCAUGUGCAGAGGAGGAGAAGGCAGACCAGGAUCAGCUUCCCUCCAAGUCAGGUGGAGGAGCUGGAGAAGGUGUUCCUGGAGACCCACUAUCCUGAUGUCCACAUAAGGGAUAAGCUGGCCUCUCGUCUGCAGCUCACUGAGGGAAGAGUACAGAUUUGGUUCCAGAACCGCAGAGCCAAAUGGAGGAAGACUGAGAUGCUAAUGGACAUAGAAAUGAUGGCCGGAGACCAGACACCUAUAUCCAAACCUGGGUUUCUUUAUGAGGUUGAAGAGGCUAUCUCUCUGUUUCCAUUGAAUGCCUCAUCAUGGUAUGGACCGUACCAACAACUACAAAACCUCCACUUCGGGGGGGUUCCAUUCCAGCCUUUUCUACCCAUGUUGUCAGACAUGCAUCAUCAUCCCCUGAGCUCCCUCUGGACCCGACAUUUAUACUCUAUCCCAAGAGUCACUCUUAUUUCACACAUAAUGAACACAAAAUAAAUUCAUCUUCAAAGCUUUGUAAAUAGGGUGUAUUUUGUCAUCUGUGUCUAUAAUGAUGGAGUCAUGGUACUACUAUCUCAGAAGCUAUUGAAAAUGAUGAAUGAAUUGAUCAUUAAGUAUUGUCUCUCAUUGAUACAACAAUAUGGCUCAGUAAAGUGAAUGAGAUGUUUGUGUUUUAUCAGUCACUCUCCACUCAUACAUAUAUGUUGACUGGAAUUCUAUAAUGAUUUUGUCAAUACACAAAUAUACAUACAUAAAUAAAUACAGUAAUACA
Messenger RNA from Oncorhynchus masou masou (cherry salmon), 1357 nucleotides. RefSeq names its product ALX homeobox protein 1-like. The transcript is spliced from 5 exons. Gene Ontology annotation, biological process: regulation of transcription by RNA polymerase II. Gene Ontology annotation, molecular function: DNA-binding transcription factor activity, RNA polymerase II-specific; RNA polymerase II transcription regulatory region sequence-specific DNA binding. Lineage: Eukaryota; Metazoa; Chordata; Actinopteri; Salmoniformes; Salmonidae. The coding region runs from base 1 to 1083 and encodes 360 amino acids. The record is from RefSeq and is a predicted model, not a curated record.